GCUGGAUUCAAACCACAAGUCGCUACUGACUCCUGACGACAACACCAGCACGUUCUCGCUAUUCGAUUUACUAUCAGUAUGACAGGAGAGAGCUUCUCGGGACAGAUGAGCGGAUCGUCGAACGACAACCUGCCGCUGCGCCGCUACGACACCGAGGGCAUGCCGCAGGACAACCCGCCUCAGACCGGCAGCUUCUCGCCUGCAGACCACAGCCGACUCGACAGCUCGGCUCCCUCGGACAAGGCCCAGCCCGACACCGAGAAGGACACCGAGUCGGCCAGCGCCAACCGUCGGCGUAGAAAGCAGAGACCCGCCGGCAAGCCGCCCUACAGCUACGUGGCCCUCAUCACCAUGGCCAUCGUCAACUCCCCCGAGCGCAAAACCACCUUGGCGGGCAUCUACAAGUUCAUCAUGGACCACUUCCCCUACUACCGGGAGGCCGACAAGAAGUGGCAGAACUCCAUCCGCCACAACCUGACGCUGAACGACUGUUUCGUCAAGCUGGCCCGGCACCCCAACCGUCCCGGCAAGGGCAGUCUGUGGGCGCUGGAUCCCGGGGCAGAGGGCAUGUUCGACAACGGCUCCUACCUCAGGAGAAGGAGCAGAUACAAGAGAUCACACCAGACCAACAACAACCUCCUGCCGACCAGCUACCCGCCCCAGCCCGCCGUGCCGUCCUACCCGCCGCCGCCCUACCCCAACAUGGCCCCCGUCACCGGCACCACCCCGCUCUUCCUCUCCACGUCCUACCCGCAGACAACCUCGGCCCAGCCCUCGGGGCACCUCGCCACGUCGUACCGAGGGUCCCCGUCCAGCACCGGCGUGAUGUCGGCCAGUCCGGACAGCUCGUCAACAGACGGCAGCGUCAGUGGAGGGUCGUCCCCGGGCGGACAGACAUUAGGGUUGUCUCCGGUUGACACCAGCACCUUCCAGCAAGGUCUCCUCACCACUGCGCCCCCUAGCGGCUACAACAGCAGACCCACCCCCUACACCAGCACAGCGCCCGGCGUGACGUCCUACUCCGCCGCGUCCACCGCCAACCCCGCCGCUCUCUACCAGAGACCGACCCCACAGACACAGCCGAUCACCAACAGCUCCUCCUACGUGCCGCCUCACAGCGUGUACCGAGCGUCUCCCUACCCAGCCGCCGGGGCCGGGAACAGCUACCCGCAGACGGGGAUGUACAACGGCUACUCGGCGCCUCAGGGGAACAACAGCUACUACAACAUGAACUCUUUGUCUCACUUCCACGGCGCAAACAUGGAGAUGUUCGCCAACUGUUUGUAAAUGAUGAUCUGAGAUACUAGUAUGCAGGAGAAUGACUGAUUUGUGGCUGAGUAUAUUGUAAUGACUGUCUGUAAGUGAUUUGUUAGUCACAGCACUUUGAAUGUACUGAUGCCAAUGAGAAAAUUGUGAGAAUACACAAGCGCCCAAAAUCGUUUCGCCUAAUUGUGGAUUAACUGAUUUCAUGUACACUACUAUGUCCUGUUAUAACGGCAGAGGAACUGUAGCAUUUGAAGCAAAAUGAUGUACAUGUGUAUUUCUUUGAGUGAACAUAUGUUCCUGAGAAAAUACGAUCUCACUUUUUCUAGCGAUGCACGAAAAUUUGAACCUCACUGGUUUGUCUAACGAUAAUGUCACUGUAACGAUCACAUGAACUAAUUUAACUUAUCCAUUGGCAGACCGGAGUCACUGUCAAUUUUGUAAAUUGUUGUAAAUCCACAGAGUGAAAAAUAAAUGUUUAUUUUAUUGUGAA
Messenger RNA from Branchiostoma belcheri (Belcher's lancelet), 1756 nucleotides. Its product is annotated as forkhead box protein E4-like. Gene Ontology annotation, molecular function: RNA polymerase II cis-regulatory region sequence-specific DNA binding; DNA-binding transcription factor activity, RNA polymerase II-specific. NCBI's taxonomy places the organism in Eukaryota, Metazoa, Chordata, Leptocardii, Amphioxiformes, Branchiostomatidae. The transcript has 3 exons. Gene Ontology annotation, biological process: anatomical structure morphogenesis; cell differentiation; regulation of transcription by RNA polymerase II. The coding region runs from base 79 to 1287 and encodes 402 amino acids. The record is from RefSeq and is a predicted model, not a curated record.